Molecule: messenger RNA, 1947 nt
Organism: Limanda limanda (common dab)
Lineage: Eukaryota; Metazoa; Chordata; Actinopteri; Pleuronectiformes; Pleuronectidae
Product: potassium voltage-gated channel subfamily D member 3-like
Exons: 6
Coding region: 1-1947 (648 amino acids)
Biological process (GO): potassium ion export across plasma membrane; protein homooligomerization
Cellular component (GO): voltage-gated potassium channel complex; membrane; neuronal cell body
Molecular function (GO): protein binding; A-type (transient outward) potassium channel activity
Source: RefSeq, a predicted model, not a curated record
AUGGCAACUGGAGUAGCAGCAUGGCUCCCUUUUGCCAGGGCAGCAGCCAUUGGCUGGAUGCCUGUUGCCAACUGCCCCAUGCCUGUUGCUCCCAUGGACAACAGAAAGAGACAGGAUGAGCUGAUCAUUCUCAAUGUCAGCGGCCGCCGUUUUCAGACCUGGAGAACGACCCUGGAUCGCUACCCAGACACCCUGCUGGGCAGCUCGGAGAAAGAAUUCUUUUACGACGAAGAAAUCAAGGAGUACUUCUUUGACCGGGACCCUGACGCCUUCAGAAGCAUCCUCAACUUCUACCGGACAGGAAAGCUCCACUACCCCCGUCAGGAGUGCAUCUCAGCCUACGACGAGGAGCUCAUCUUCUUCGGCAUCAUCCCCGAGAUCAUCGGCGACUGCUGCUACGAAGAGUACAAGGACAGGAAGAGGGAGAAUAUAGAGCGGCUGCAGGAUGAUCAAGAUGAGAACAAGGACCAGAAGCUGCCACACAUGAGCGUCAGGGAGACCAUGUGGCGAGCCUUUGAGAACCCACACACCUCCACCAUGGCCCUGGUCUUCUACUAUGUCACUGGGUUUUUCAUCGCCAUCUCAGUCCUCACUAAUGUGGUGGAGACGGUGCCCUGUGGAACCACUCCCAACCAGAAAGACAUGCCAUGUGGUGAGCGCUACACCGUGGCGUUCUUUUGCAUGGACACCGCCUGCGUUAUGAUAUUCACAGUGGAGUACCUGAUGCGCUUGUUUGCCGCGCCUAGCCGUUACCACUUCAUGCGCUCUGUGAUGAGCAUCAUCGACGUGGUGGCCAUCUUGCCGUACUACAUCGGCCUGGUGAUGGCGGACAACGAGGAUGUGAGCGGCGCCUUCGUGACACUGCGCGUGUUUCGGGUGUUUCGUAUCUUCAAGUUCUCCCGUCACUCGCAGGGCCUUCGGAUCCUGGGUUAUACACUGAAGAGCUGCGCUUCAGAGCUGGGCUUCCUCCUCUUCUCCCUCACCAUGGCCAUCAUCAUCUUCGCCACGGUCAUGUUCUACGCUGAGAAGGGCUCCAGCUCCACCAAGUUCACCAGCAUCCCAGCUUCUUUCUGGUACACCAUUGUCACCAUGACAACGCUGGGUUACGGGGACAUGGUGCCAAAAACCAUAGCCGGGAAGAUCUUCGGCUCCAUCUGCUCCCUGAGCGGCGUGCUGGUGAUCGCUCUGCCCGUCCCCGUCAUCGUCUCCAACUUCAGCCGCAUCUACCACCAGAACCAGAGAGCGGACAAACGCCGAGCUCAGAAGAAAGCCAGGCUGGCCAGGAUAAGAAUAGCCAAGUCCAGCAGCGCCAACGCCUUCAUCCAGAGCAAACGCAACGGGCUGAUCAACGAGCUGCUGGAGCUGACGGGUACAGACGAAGAUGAGCAGAAGCUGGCUAAGUCCAUGUCUCUGUUAGAGAGCCAACACCACCACCUGCUGCACUGUCUGGAGAAAACCACCGCUCAUGCGUUUGUGGACGAGCUGAUCUACGAGCAGAACUGUUUGGACACGUCACUGCAGACGUACCCCUCACCCAGCCCCUCCACCUCCACCUCCAGCCACGACAGCUCGGCCGGCACCUGCUGUGGCCGCCGGGCAAAGAGAAGCACUGCUCUGCCCAACGCCAGCACGCCCAUGACACGCCACGGCCCCCUGCAGGAGCUCAGCGCCAUCCACAUGCAGUGCAGUGACGCUCCAUCGCACCCGGCCAGUCGUUCGACCCUCAACCAGAAAACCAGCGACAGAGGCCGGAUCAACUGCAAAAGCGGCCGGAUCACCACGGCGAUCAUCAGCCUCCCGACACCGCCGGCUCUGAGCCCUGACGGAGACGGACUCCACGGGCACAGGAGGCCACCACCUGGUCACCCUGCGGCCCCGGGCAUCCAGACCAUCCAGACCACAACGAGCUCAGCUGGCUGCCACAUCGUGAAAGUCUCUGCUCUGUGA